CAUACACACAAAGCAAUUUCUCGAACCCCAAAGCGUUAAGAGUUUGUUCCCCUCUCUCUCUCUCUCUCUCUCUUCUCCAUUUUCAGGUUCUUCUUCUCGUGGUGACAAUUUCUAGGGUUAGGGUUUUCAGACUUUUCUUUACCAUUUCUGGAAACCCAAAAAGGUUGGGGAAAUGGAGACAGAUGACCCGUACAGGGAGAAAGAGCGCACUGCGCUUGUGGCCAUCGUCGUGCUGGCUUGUCUUGCUUUGGCUUCUCUGUUCGUCGCCUUCAGUUACUACUGCUAUCUUCGGAACAAACUGUCCAAACGUCGAAGAGACCGCGAGAGGUUUGAUUGCGAGGAAAAAGGAGAAUGUCAAAGUUUACAGAAUGGUUUUGACAAUGGGCUGCAAGUUUUCACCUUCAAGCAGCUACACUCAGCAACCAGUGGCUUUAGCAAGUCGAAUGUGGUCGGGCAUGGUGGCUUCGGAUUGGUUUAUCGAGGAGUUCUAAGCAACGGACUAAAAGUUGCUAUCAAGUUCAUGGAUCAUGCGGGGAAGCAAGGGGAAGAGGAAUUCAAAAUGGAGGUAGAGUUGCUGAGCCGUCUGCAUUCACCAUAUUUAUUGGCACUUCUUGGAUAUUGCUCUGACAAUUGUCACAAACUGCUUGUGUAUGAGUUCAUGGCAAAUGGUGGACUGCAGGAACACCUGUAUCCCAUCAAUGGUUCGGGUUCUGUUCCACUGAGAUUAGACUGGGAAACACGGUUGAGAAUAGCUCUUGAAGCUGCGAAAGGAUUGGAAUAUCUUCACGAACAUGUAUCACCCCCUGUGAUUCACAGGGACUUUAAAAGCAGCAAUAUUCUCCUGGACAAAAAUUUCCAUGCCAAAGUUUCCGACUUUGGGUUGGCGAAAAUAGGAUCUGAAAAAGCUGGUGGACAUGUUUCGACCCGCGUAUUAGGCACACAGGGAUAUGUUGCUCCUGAGUAUGCUUUGACAGGUCACUUGACAACAAAAUCCGAUGUCUAUUCUUACGGAGUCGUCCUUUUGGAGUUGCUGACUGGCAGGGUUCCGGUAGAUAUGAAGAGACCUCAAGGAGAAGGUGUUUUAGUAUCUUGGGCUUUGCCCCAACUGGCAGAUAGAGAUAAAGUUGUAGACAUUAUGGAUCCAGCACUCGAAGGUCAAUACUCAAUGAAAGAGGUUGUCCAAGUGGCAGCAAUAGCUGCAAUGUGUGUGGAAUCAGAAGCCGAUUACAGGCCGUUGAUGGCAGACGUGGUGCAGUCACUGGUUCCAUUGGUGAGAAGCCGUAGAUCAGCUUCUAGCGGAUGCUCUAGCUUUAGCGCUUCCAGGUCCCCCAUCUCACCCGGUAAAGCAAGUGCCUUUGCUCAAUAAAAAAAAAACUCGGAGAGAAGCGAGUUUCUUCUUGCCUGUUUCCUGUUCUUCCAACUUAGGCGACCAUCUCGUAGAUAGUCAAAUAUCGUCAGUAAAAUCCA
Tarenaya hassleriana is the source of this 1467-nucleotide messenger RNA. Its product is annotated as serine/threonine-protein kinase CDL1. Lineage: Eukaryota; Viridiplantae; Streptophyta; Magnoliopsida; Brassicales; Cleomaceae. The record is from RefSeq and is a predicted model, not a curated record. Gene Ontology annotation, biological process: protein phosphorylation. Gene Ontology annotation, molecular function: ATP binding; protein kinase activity.